AUGGUGAAAGUCUUGGACGUAUACCCAGAUCGCAUCGACCAAACAGCAGUUGACUCGUCUUCUGUCCCGUCUCAGUAUGGCUACUUCUCUGAUAGUGAAAGGCGCUCGAAAAAGAUUUUCAGGCGUGCCACGAGACGAAGCAAUGGUCCUUGUUUCGUGGUUGAUCAGUACACGAACCAGCUUGUCAAGUUCGAGACGGUUGCUAAGAGGACCUGCCGGCGUGUUCGUCGCGCAACCAUAUCAAUAGAAACUUUUUUUGUGUUUCAGAUUGAUUACUCUCCGCUUCGCCAGACGGGAAAAAAGAAGAAAGCACAGCCGAAACGAAGAUCUGCCAAACAACCGAAAAAAGCGCAGUCUCCGAAAACUGUGAAGAAUUCGUCAGCACGUAAGAAUGAACCGAGAGCUCCUCGUAAAGGACCACGAGGAUCUGCUCCACGCGCAGACACAAUUCCUGUCACUUUGAAUGUUAAAGUAUUGUUCAAAAAAAAUUUCUCCGUUACUAAUAACGUUUUCAGAGAGUCUCUCCCGAUUCGGUAUCGUCUGGGCACACAAUUCCGUCCAAACGAGUGAGACGGCCGUAUCUGGAGAGAAUUUCAAGCAUGUCAAGUUCUUCUUCGUCGACGACUCGAUCGGAGGCACGACAGUCUCCUGUUCCUUCGGUUGCCGAUACGGAAAGUACCUACUCGCCUGAGAAUCAGCUAGAUUUAUCAAAGUGCGAAUCGUUAUCAGGGAGGUUUUCGGAAUCUGUUGAGAUAAUCGAACUGAUAGAGAAAAAGGACACCGACGACAUGUUCAUCCCAGUUUAUGUGGGAGGAAGAAUAGCUCUUGUGAGUACUUCAAACGGUGACUCUCCUUUUAUCCGAACGUUUCAGGAGUACGAGAAUUUUGAUUUCUCUUCAAUUCUGGCGUGGAUGGAAGACCUACAUUUUUUCAAAAAGCACGAAAGAUCGCAUCUGAUUCCUCUUCUCAAACUGGCAGAUCGCGAAGUGACGGCCGCACUCACCAAAGGAACAAUCGAGGAAUUCUAUUUGAAUGAGGUGAAAAACGCAUAAAAAUAACCAAACGACUAUGCAAUAUAGUUCCUUCCGGCCAUCACAAAUAUGGAAAAGUUUAAAAAAGAACCUGCUCUUUUCAUCGAUGUCAAUGCUGGAAAAUACGAAACGUUCGUUCUUGAUGGACUGAGAAUCGAUAUUCCUCUCCCGUCAAGGCCGGAAAUCUUCCCUGCUCAAAUCGAGAAAAGAAUGAGAGCGUAGGUAAUUAUGGAAGUGCUUUAAUCAGUGAAACUAUUCAGCAAAUUAAUUGAAACGGCAGCGGCAGAGAUGCUCAGAGAUGAGGAAAAACGUUUGAAGGAAGAAAGAGAAGCACUCCGUCCGUUUGCCGGAUUUCAACAGGUAUUGUGUUCAAUUAAUUUUCUGAUUGAAUUGCUCUCAUUGUUCAACAGCAGUUCGCUCAGCUACACAUGCCUCAGAAUCCCCUUUUCAACAUGUUUGAAAUGCCGUUCGCCACACAAUUUGCCGAACUCCACGCGAAUGCGCAUCCUCCGUUGUUAAAUCCUCAACUUGUUCAAAUGUUGCUCCAACACCAGAACCGGAUGCAACAAUUCCUGAAUCUUUUCCUACAAAACGGUGAUCAGCAACUCUGGUUUUAA
Molecule: messenger RNA, 1648 nt
Organism: Caenorhabditis sp. 36 PRJEB53466
Lineage: Eukaryota; Metazoa; Nematoda; Chromadorea; Rhabditida; Rhabditidae
Source: the annotation of a GenBank genome assembly